AUGCGAAGCUUUCUACGAGUUGUUUUCGUGCUGUUCUUAUUUUCAUUUCACAAGGAAGGGAAUGCUACAAGAUAUCUUCCUUCGAUUGUAUGGGAUAAUCUCAAUCCAAUGUAAGCAAUUUCUAUUUUAGUGCAAUAGAUAUAUAUGUAUACUGACUAUACCGUCAAAAAGAUAUCUCGUGGUCCAGUGUAGGUAGUAUUCUACAAUAAGCUGUCGUGGUUUGUGUCUGAACUACCUGAAAAAGAUAUCUCAAACGUGGUGGUCCAGUGUAGGUAGUAUUCUACAAUAAGCUGUCGUGGUUUUUGUCUGAACUACCUGAAAAAGAUAUCUCAAACGUGGUGGUCCAGUGUAGGUAGUAUUCUACAAAAAGCUGUCGUGGUUUGUGUGUGAAAUACCUGAAAAAGAUAUCUCAAACGUGGUGGUCCAGUGUAGGUAGUAUUCUACAAUAAGCUGUCGUGGUUUGUGUCUGAACUACCUGAAAAAGAUAUCUCAAACAUGGUAGUCCAGUGUAGGUAGUAUUCUACAAAAAGCUGUCGUGGUUUGUGUGUGAAAUACCUGAAAAAGAUAUCUCAAACGUGGUGGUCCAGUGUAGGUAGUAUUCUACAAUAAGCUGCAGUGGUUUGUGUCUGAACUACCUGAAAAAGAUAUCUCAAACGUGGUGGUCCAAUGUAAGUAGUAUUCUACAUUACAAUAAUCCUAUAUUGGUUUGAUGGUUCUAUGUUUUCAUUUCUACGCGAGCGAGAAUAUUUCAUUCACAAAACGUAUAUCUCAAGAGCGCGAAUUAUACUUCAUCACACGACGCUGCUUAUAAACAUUUGAAUGGACAUACAAUGGUAUACUCGUUUCUAAGCUAAACCAUGCAUGACUCUACUCACUUGAAACACGACAAAAAUAUAAAUAUUAUGCUAUGUUAGCCAUCUAUUCCCUUAAAAAACAACCGGAAUUUCUCAGACUUUAACAUCAUUACACUGAAUUUUUAAUUCCGCAGCACAAGUAUAAAGCCGGGUUUACACUAUCAAAGUUUCUGUGAUCACAGUAGGAAUUUUGCAUGGGUAAAUUCUACACUGAAGUUUUGAAGGAUUUGUAAGAAAUGUUUGAGGAAACUGAUUUAGUGUUUAAAGCCCUGAUCAAACGCGGAAAACGCAAGUCAUCGCAAGUAAACUUGCCCUGAAUUGCGAUGGGACCGAUCAAACGAUACGCAAGUUAUCGCAACAAUUUACAAUAUUUGGCCCGUGUGCGGGUAAUUUUGCGAAGUUGCAAAAUUGUAUGGCCGUCAUUUAAACCCAUUUAAAACGAAUGUAAAAAAUUUUGAAAAUGCCAUGUAAAAUGAAGCGAGAGCUGCCAACAACACUGUGUUAUUUUCUCUACUUGCAUGAAACGUGGAAAAACAAGAGCAUGGAUUAAGCGAAGAUCAGAAAAAGGUCAUUUUUAUAACAUCUUGAGAGAGCAGGGGACUAGCGAGUAUGGUUUCCUUUGAUUUCCAUGGAAACUGGUCUCAAAAAACUUGUCUGAACUUGCACUUCCUGAUCAAACGUAUCGCAAGUGCUCGCACGUUUAAAAAAGCUUGCGAUGAAGUUUGAACCAGCUCAAAUCAUUCGCAAAUAAGUCAAAUAUAUAUAAAUAUAGAGGAUAAUUAUAAUCACAAAGGAUAACCUUCUUUAUAUUCAGUCUAGUAGCUAAAACGAAACCUUUUGUUUUAAAAUGCACAGAAAGCCUCCUGGUCGGGCUAAGUGUUUUAUAGUACAUUGAAAAUUUAAAUAACAAUUAUGUAUUCCUCAGCUUUCGAGUUCCGUCUUUUACUGACAUGAAUUUAAUUAUCCUUAAGACAAUACACUCAACUAUAUAUAGAGUCAGUCAGGCAUUUAAAACUAUGUUCAAUAACAAAACACAAGCUGAAACAGUCACGUUCUGUGGAUUUUACUUAAUUACUUUUUUAAUUAAGCUCUCGUUUAUAUGUCCAAAAUGCUGUAUAGUCCAUAUACUGGAUAGCUCUAUCAGUUCUAAAUUGUUAAGGAUUAUCCCUUAUUGAUCAGAAGGAAACCUAAAUUAAACUAACUUUAUUUAUACUGGAUAGCUCUAUCAGUUCUAAACCGUUUCUCUAGAGGUCCAACAAGAAUCGUCUCUUAUUGCUUCGGUAUAUAUAAAUAUAUAGUGCAGAAAAGCGGAGCACCCGGAGAAAAUCUGGCGUAACGGAGAAGUCAUGCACAAGUCACAAGUAGGCAUUUAUAUAUAUAUAUAUAUUGCACCUUCGGCGUUUAAAGAAGUGUAAGAUAUGCGCGUGACCAGCAAAAAGUUGCCUUUAAACUGAACUUAGAGGAAGAAAACGGGAAGAACGAGAGAAAAUUAAAUAUGCUUCCUCAAUCUAUUAUGCACUUCGUUUUCGAGAGAUAGACUUAACUUGAUGAAAGUGCAUCAAUUUAGACACAUCCUAUACUUUUUCAAUUUACUUCAACUUAUACAUGCAAUAUCCGCGUAGUUCAGUCUAGUUUUAAUUAUUAAUGAACGAAUAUUAAUUGCUAAUUUUUUUUAGGUUAUCUUGCAAAUGUAAUUGGUUCCACCCAAUAGCCCUGAUCGAAAUCUACGAUCGAUUCGAAUUUGUGUGUCCGACAACGAGAAUCCAUACGCUGUUACUGAACAAGCGCUCAAGACCUGUAGAUCACAUGAACCUGAAUAUUUUCCAGAGAAAAUGGAAAGGAGGGAUUGAUGCCAAAGGCAUGAAUGAACUGAAGAAGCAAAUGAUGAGUGGAGAGUUCUGUGACCCCACACAUAAAGACACAAGUAAUGGCAGUUCUGGCUAGAGACAAUGGAUGCGCCCUUACCCCCUAACACAGAGUCUUCCCGAUCUUUUAUUGGCAGCUAAAAUCCAAUCAGUAAAACAUUUUGUACGAUAUCAGUUCUAAAUUACUGUUCUAUCAUUUGUCAGUUAUCACUUAAGAUAUUUUAUAACAUGUCAAUUCCAAAUUACUAUUCCCUCGUUUUUCAUCAAUUCUAAAUCACCGUUUCAUCUUUUGUCAGCUAUUUUCUAAAAUGUUAGUUCCAAAUUUCUGUUUCAUCGGACCUAUCAACUCAUCAACACUUGUUAAAGUAUGCACCAAAUGUAUAUACUUUAAAGCAAAUUCUUAUUCUCAAUUGUAUAGAAAAAAUAUUUACAUGUAAAAUGGGAGCGCCAGAUGGACAUACGAUAAGAUUUGCAGGAGACGCUGGUUUUUAUAAAGACGACAUUGUGGUGUAUUUUAGUAAGUAUUGCACUCUUCAGUUUAGUUACAUUUUUGGCAUGGUUACUGUUCUGGAACAUAUCUCAUGGUGUCAUAGAAUCCUGAAUUACAUUAGUCUUAACUAAGCCUCAUUUUUACAAAUGUCCCAAGCACAUUAGCCAAGUUUUGAAAAUUUACGAGAAAACGUCUUAAAGGCAGGUUGACACUAUCAAAGUUUCUGUGAUCACAGUAGGAGUUUUGCAUCGGUGAAUUCUACGUUUUGAAGGAUGUUUGAGGAAACCACUCCGUGUUAACAAUGACUCGGUUCCCUUACAAACUUUCAAAACGUACAGUUGACUUAUGCAAAUUUCCUACUGUUAUCACAGAAACUUUGAUGUCACAAUGUGAAGCAGCCUUUAUUGCUAAGUAUUAUGAUCAAAUUGUUGUACCAUAUUCUAAUAAUAGUUUAUAACUCUUUGACAGAUAAUCGCGACGAUGGAAGAAAGACCAGUCUCACAAGUACUGAAAAGCGUUGCGCCAUGGCCUUCGUGACGAAAGCCACCUGGAAUGUUGCCAAAAAAUAUGACUUCACAUAUGGAAAGAAUUUAGAUGAACUUCGUAAGUUUACUUUCUUAUGUGGUGGGUUUAAGUCAACGUUGCAGGGCAGCAGAUGAUCGUUAACCUCAGAGAUGUGCACACUUUUAAAAGGAAAAAAAUUGAGUAGCCGAAUGGGGUAGCCGAUCUUAUUUUCAAGUUAAAUAACUAACUUUAAACCCAAAAUGUCGACCAUAUUGAAUCGUCAUUGUUGCCAUAACAACGGCAGUUGCGAUUCCUUUUCUUCGAAAAAAUCCAACUCUGUAGUUAUCAUUUUUGUAAUCUGACUUUCUUUGUCUUUUAACAAAUAGGAAUUGUCGAAAAAUUGGGUCUAAAUCGGAGAUCUUCCAUUUUCUAGUAAACUGUAGGGAGCCACCUUUAGUCUUGGAGUCAUAUACUUGCAACAGCUAUUAGUAGAAUCAUACUAGUAUAGUAUUGCAAAUGCUGCAAUUUGAUUGGCUGCUCUACUCACUAUCUAUUCCCCUAUUGUUAGCGAGUAGCAAAACAAUUUUUCUGGUGCAUUUUUUUUUAAAAAUGGCUUCCGGCUCGCGUUUUUUUUAUUGAAUUAUAGAAUUAUUUUGUGGAAUAUUUUAUGUUUGAUCUCUGACUCUACUAAAACAAUUAGAUUGCUCUCGAUUUCUAUGAGGGGAUAGUUCAUUCGGGCUAUGAGGUGAUAGUUGAUCAGGGCGAAGCGGCUUCGCCCUGAUCAACUAUCACCUCAUAGAAAUCUCGAGCUCGUAAUCUAAUUGUUAAUUGACCUUUCCCCUUUUGAGUGAAAUUUUGAUCUAGACUUUCAUCACAGCUUGAAAGAGCAUCACAAAAUUAGUAAUAUUCCCAAGUUUCGCUGCGAAAUGUUGUAAAAUGCGGAUAAUAUAACCUUGUGAAGUUUUCAAUUUUCAGUCAUUUUGUAUUACAUUACAAAUGGGAAAUUGAUAAUCAGUUUGAUCAUCUGAUUAUCAAUUUUCCGUGCGUAAUCCAAAAUGACUGAAAAACGGCUAACUUCGCAAGGCUAUAUUAUCCGCAUUUUACAACAUUUCGCAACGAAACUUCGGAAUAUUACUAAUUUUGUGAUGCUCUUUCAAGCUGUGAUGAAAUUCUUGUCCAGAAUUGUCUAGAUCAAAAUUUCAGUCAAAAGGGGAAAGGUCUAUUGCAUGACCGUUGCUUUAAUAGUUCUUAACUAUAAAUUGAGCUUUGUUGCAGUGCCACAAUGCCGUCACGUCAACACAACAUGUAAAGAAGAAGCAUCAACACAACCAACAACAUCACUACCAUCAACAACACCAUCAACAACAACAGGGUCAAGUCAGACAACACUAAAUUCCAAGAAAUCAAAUGAGGCUUUAAUACAGAGGCUUAUUAAUGCUUGGCUCUGCCCACGCUAG
This is a messenger RNA of Paramuricea clavata, 5170 nucleotides long. The record is from the annotation of a GenBank genome assembly. NCBI's taxonomy places the organism in Eukaryota, Metazoa, Cnidaria, Anthozoa, Malacalcyonacea, Plexauridae.